GCUGUCAGCUUGCGUAAACAAUUUUUAGCAAUCGUAAACAUUUUGUGCGACGAAAAAUGUCAAAACAAUUUGUCGGGUUUUCUGACGAUGAUAUUUAUAAAAUUACUCGUCAGACCAAUGGAAAAGAUGCCGGUAAAAACCUAUCACGGCCGCAUCAAAAACCAGUUCGGUUAGGCGAGAAAACGGUAGUCACCAAAAAGUCCACUUCGAACGACCACAUACAAAUGAACGCUGCCGACAGCAGUACUGCCACUAGUUGCGUCGAUUCCAGCAUUUAUCCCAAUCAUCCUAUUCAACAGGCGGUUGCUUUCAAACCUCUGCCUGUAAUGAUGAAUGCACCAGAAGACGAAUCUAUUCUUGUGUUACCUAAACAGAAAGCAGGUUCGGCAGCCUCCGUCGAUGUCACAGGAACCAUUCCAACUGUGCUUGGUGGUCUUACAACGUCGACCCCAGGUGCGAAACCAGUGGUUCCGGAUGCGAUAACUCCUUUUAAGGGAAUGUCGCUAAAAGAUUUUGAGCAUCAGAGAAGGCUUAUUCAGGAACAAAAUCAACAGAAGCGGCAAAUGCUUCAAAAGGCAAUCGAUCAAUAUACACAAAAGACAGCCGCUGAAGCAUCAAAACUGGAAGAGAUAAAAGCUGAGCUUGGGAAGCUAGAUUCGGAGCUGGCUUCCGAUGUUGCAAUCUUAAGAAAACAAAUUGAUGCUGCCAGUUUACAUUUUGCUAAUGUGGAAAAAAAUUACCUUAACAUUGAGAACCUAUUUCUAAAGGCAAAAGUGGAGCUUCACCAAGCACUUGAACGUAAAGAAAUGCUUACGGAGCAUCUUUGUACUAUAAUUUCGCACAACGAGGAACGUAAAGCCAAACGGUUAUCCGACUUAAUGGAAAAGGUGGGACUUUCGGCAAAUGGAGAUAUCGAUGACACCAUCAACUCAGAUGGGUCUUCUUCGUUGGUUUCCUCAACGGUCGAUGUGCCGUCCAAGCAAUGACACCGAGUGUUCAUAUGACAGUGGCUCAACCGAAAGCAAUCACGUACUAAUCUGAUAUUGAUACAACAUGAAUAACCAAAAACAAACUUAUACAGUUUUAUGCUGGGUCUUGCAAUGUUCAUUUUUCAUAUUCUCGCUUUGUUAUACAAUUUAAUGUUGAAUGUGAUUAUUAGUAACGAAUAUUUACAAUCUACAAAUUACCACUUAUAAUUACUCUACUGAUACAUAACUUCUCGAUACGGUAAGAUAUUAUGAAAAAAAGCCUUCGCUGCAAACAAAUUAUUUUUAAACAUGAAAACAGCCUUAAAAUGGUGCUGAGUUGAAUAUAUCGAAAAGUUAACAUUAGUGAUUACUUCCGUGUUUGACAUCUGCGAUGCAGAAGGACAAUAAUAGCGUUUUAACCAGGUCACAAAGUAUUGUAAUUGCAUUUUAUACAGUUUUAGAGAAAAUUUUACAAUUAAUAGUUGCACGAAUUUUCAAAUAAAUUACAUU
Wyeomyia smithii (pitcher-plant mosquito) is the source of this 1478-nucleotide messenger RNA. It is a transcript of the gene Gorab, whose product is annotated as RAB6-interacting golgin. Gene Ontology annotation, biological process: non-motile cilium assembly. Bases 57 to 986 code for a protein of 309 amino acids. NCBI's taxonomy places the organism in Eukaryota, Metazoa, Arthropoda, Insecta, Diptera, Culicidae. The transcript has 4 exons. The record is from RefSeq and is a predicted model, not a curated record.